CCGCCGAUCCCCUUGCACCAAACCACGCCGAGCCACUUGUUCUUCCCCGCUCCCUUGCUAUUUUUCUUUGUCCCCAUUUUCGCUGUCGGAUUCCCUCCCUAUUCUUGUCCGAUCCCGCCCUCCUCUCUCUACUUUUCUGGUUAGCUCGUGACGUGUCCCCGUUGGUGCUGGUUGGUCGCCCACGACGCCAUCAAAGAACGCCACUGUCCCUCUCGCAAAGAUCGAAAUCUUGGCAGCGUUGCGUUUGGGCAGAGGUUGAAUCUUUGAGGGUGGCUUGGGCUGUGACCAACGGGGCAAGACGGCGGCUAUAACGGCGGCAGCGGUGGCGACGGCGGCGCCGUCGUCGGGGGGGGGGGGAGGGGGCGGUGGAGGCGGGUGCCUGGAUUGCCUGCAGGAUGUGGUGAGGGCGCUGGCGAUUGGGUCGUGCCUGCCGGCAGACCAGCGGCCGAUCGAGGUGGCGGCCCUACCCGGGAAGGUGGGAGGAGGCAGGAGGAGGGGGGAGGAGGCCCCCAGGAGGAUUGCUUGGACUGGGUCUGGCAAUGUGGCCUGCCUCUUCACGCGGCAGGGGAAGAAGGGCACCAACCAAGACGCCAUGGUCGCGUGGGAGAACUUCAAUGGGAGAUCAGACACAGUAUUUUGUGGAGUUUUUGAUGGUCAUGGUCCACAUGGCCAUCUCGUCGCGCGGAAAGUAAGAGAUACUCUCCCUUUGAAGCUGUGUGAUUUGAUAUAUGAUGACUAUGGGGAGAGCCCAACCAGCAAUUCAGAUGGAUCAGUUUUAGAAGAGAGUUUAUCUCCAUACCCAGAUGCAGAGGACAAGUCUCCCACAUUCACCGCACAGAAAGAAGAACAUCUAGAAUUCUUUGACUCAAUGAAAGAGUCUUUCCGAAAAGCUUUUAGAGUUAUGGAUAAGGAGCUUAAAUUACAUCGGAACAUAGAUAGCAUUUGCAGUGGAACUACCGCAGUUACUUUAAUUAAACAGGGUCAGGAUCUUAUUGUCGGGAAUCUAGGUGACUCUAGAGCUGUAUUAGGCACUAGAGAUCAGAACGGUCAUUUGGUUGCCCAUCAGUUGACAGUUGACCUGAAACCUGAUCAUCCAAGAGAGGCUAGGAGGAUCAAGCGAUGUAAUGGACGGGUCUUUGCUCACCAGGAUGAACCAGAUGUGGCUCGCCUUUGGCUUCCUAACUGCAACUCUCCAGGCCUAGCAAUGGCACGAGCUUUUGGUGAUUUUUGUCUAAAGGAUUUUGGGCUGAUCUCUGUACCUGAGGUCACCUAUAGGCGAAUCAUGGAGAAGGAUCAGUUCAUUGUCCUUGCCACUGAUGGGGUGUGGGAUGUUCUGUCCAACCAGGAAGUGGUGGAAGUUGUUGCCUCAUGCUCUGGCCGUUCUGGCGCAGCCCGUGCUGUUGUUGAUCUAGCAAAUCAGACCUGGAAAUUCAAGUACCCAACCUCCAAAACGGAUGACUGUGCAGUGAUCUGCCUUUUCCUGAGCAAAGAAGCGGAUGCGGGUGGGCUAUCAGGGCUGUCUGUUGCUAGCAAGGGAAUUGGAUCUAGUCCAGGGAUGCCACCGCGAUUAAGGACCCCCCAGCACUUCAGUAAAAGGGUAAUUCCAGAGGAUGCCGAUGAUGAAUGUGACCCAAAUAUAAGUGGAGAUGAGAGGUCAUUGGAGGGCUUCACCCGGUUGAACACGCUUUUGACACUACCAAAGUUUGGUGAUACAAGUCCAACCAAGAAAUGAAGUUUUACUGAUAUUGAUGUGGGAGUCUGCAGUUAGCAGGCACAUUCGCUGAUGUUUUGGAGAUGAGAGCCUUAUUGGCUAUAUUAGCAUGCCCGGUGAGCUCCUGUCCGAAUGUCGGUUUACUCUUAAGGAUGAGUAGGGUUACUGUUUUAUGUAAAUCCUAACUCUCAUUGUGCAACAUGCGUUGGGAGGCAAGUUUCAGUUUGUUUCGAGUCGGCUUUGCCUUUCUUGCAUGUUCAAGCUGAGUUUAUAUAUAUGUUAAUACGAUGUACGUGCUCGGUUUUCUACGUGAACAGGCCCUGCUCAUUAUAUUUGUAUCUUUAUCCCAAA
Molecule: messenger RNA, 2062 nt
Organism: Triticum urartu
Lineage: Eukaryota; Viridiplantae; Streptophyta; Magnoliopsida; Poales; Poaceae
Product: putative protein phosphatase 2C 75
Biological process (GO): protein dephosphorylation
Molecular function (GO): protein serine/threonine phosphatase activity
Source: RefSeq, a predicted model, not a curated record